Pseudo-nitzschia multistriata is the source of this 5508-nucleotide messenger RNA. The record is from the annotation of a GenBank genome assembly. NCBI's taxonomy places the organism in Eukaryota, Bacillariophyta, Bacillariophyceae, Bacillariales, Bacillariaceae.
ACCCACGUUUUGAAAACGUGGGUAUUUUUUUGUGAAAAAUAACCCACGAAUUUUGCCCCCAAAUUAUUGUUGUAAAGGGGGAGUUUUGGUUUGAGUGCGCGCGCACGCUCCGUGAAGACCACAAAAAUAUUCAGCCAUGAAACAAGAUUGCCAUGCGUCAAUUUUUACUCACGCUGCGUGGGUACCGGAGGGCCCUGUGUGUCAUCUUCCGUCCCGGGAAGCAGAUGGUAUGGUACUAUAAGACUGGAACGGAACGGAACGGAACGGGGGGAGCGGCGAUCCAUCCAUUCGCAACCAUCGACUCAUAAAUUGACGCCAUUGACGUUUCCGUGGGAACCGGAGCAGCAGCGGCACCACAACACGAACGACCUUGCCAGAAAUCGUCCCUGCACCCCGUUACCCACAACGCAGCAACGCACCGAUCGAUUCGAUUCGAUUUCAUUCGAUUGUGCACUCGUUCUAGAAGGAAAGAAAGCAAAUAAAAAAGAAAGCAUCGAAAAAAGAAAGCAAACAAGCCACAAAGCGUGGGGCAACACCUCCCUCUCUGUUUCGCAGCUCUGUCGCUCGUCGAAGGAUGGAACCGGCAGAGAGAUCCCGCGGCGGUUCGAUGGGGCCCUUGCAUCGCCACCGGCGCAACCGCCCGUGCACACAAGAACACGCACACAUGCCUAUCAUGCAUGCACGGUUGCUGGCACAAACCCAAGCGCGUUCGGCCUCGCAGUUUCGCCGGCACCGUCUCUGGCCCCGAGGGGAGGCGUCUCGCCCGUGGCCCAGUGACGAAUCCGCACCCGAAUCCGUGUGUCCCGAGGAAUGCGACGACUGCGAAUGCCAAUGCGACGGCUGCGAGUGCGACGGCGAGUGCGACGACGAGUGCGACGAGUGCGACGACGAGUGCGACGACGAGUGCGACGACGCGUGCGACUGCUGCGACGACGAGACGAACGCCUCGGACGACGGGGCCUACGACUCGCACGACGACGAGGCGCUGCGGCUGCACCGGCAGCAGCUGUAUUGCCUGCGGAUGCGGCGGUUGUUCGUCCGCCCCUUUGUGGUCUUUUUCCUGGGGCUGCUGGUCUUUCGCGGCGGCAGCAGGAGCGCUCAAGGGUUCUUCCGGAAGCGAUUCGGUGGGACGGGAGCUGCGGUGGGCAUGGACUUGCACGCGAACGUUGACCCGAGCGUGGAUGGGGAUGCGGGCGUGGUUUUGGAUGGGAAUGCGGGGAUCGAUGCGUUCKGGGAUGCGGACAACAGAAUCAGCAAAAGGACCAGCAGCAACGGCAACAGCGGCCUGAGCGACCUUAGGAAUUAUUCUCGGAUGGUUCUCCGAGGACACCAAUCGCAACAACGCCAGGAAAACCGGCAACGCGACCAUCUUCCCGAAGACGAAGAGGGCGAACACCUUUUUUUGUCCACGGAUGCCGCGGGAAUGAAACCAUCGCCGGCCGCAGACCGAAUCGCAGACCGAAUCGCAGACCGAACCAUAGGCCAAACCGAACCAAAGGGAACACGGACCGGGGAGGGGCCGGAGCCCGGCAACGAGCCACACGGCAGCAGCAUCCCCCGAGGCAUGCCAUUGAUGGCGUCGUAUCCGAUCUUUAACAGCCAGAUGUCUCCCAUUUCCUACUCUAGCAUGGUCCGCAGAAACAGUGGCAACGACGGCCAGAACGACAGCGACAACAACGACGACGGCAGCGACACCGCGAAAAACAACAAGAACAACGACAAUCCCGACGACUAUGGAUGGGUGCCCCAGGCGUACCCGGAUCCCUUGAUCGACCCCGUCCGCUGCGGGAUUGCCUACCUCACGGCGGAGGAGCUCCAGAGCCGCGAGGGGGCGGCCGCGACCGGGGUCGACGCCGAGGAAGAACGCCGGGGCGGCGUCGUGGCCACAACGCCCGCUUCCGACAACGGAAGGGCCGGGGCGGGGCUCCGGCUGUGCGAUCCGGACUGGGUCCUGGGCGGGGUCUACCUCGAACGGAUCGCCAAGCGGAUGCGGGACUUUCCCUUCCGGUUCACCACCGGGACGACGGGUGGCUUUGGUGCCAGCGGAGGAGGAGACGGAGAGAACGAAAGCCCCAGCGAACACCAUUCCGAGAACGACGGGCAGCAGACGGAACCGCCGUGGCCACGCGAAGUCGGAGUAUCCCUGGCCGUGGCAACGGUUCGAAAGGUGCGUGCGGAGUUGUCMUUUGGUUUGCCGUGCUUUCUUUGCGCUCUUUUUUGGGAAAUGCAUGGCUCGGUCGUGUCGUACCGUAGGACGCGGUCUGGCCAGUUUGGGUGUGGUGUGGUGUGGUGUGGUGUGGUUGUGCCGUGCGCCUUCAAGUCGAUCCCUCGCAAAAUGCACAAUCGGUUCGACUCAACUUUUUCCUUUCUCCACUUUGCCCAAAUCAGAUGAACACCCAUGCCGUUUUGCGACAAGAACAAGUGUUUUACCCAUACGGAGACGACGAUGACAUGGUCAACGAUGCCGCGCAGAUAUUUGCUCGAUCCUUGCACAACGAAUGGUGGAAGAACCGCAACAGCCAUCGGGACGAAACCGACGGCUCGGAGGAAGUAACGGAUGGCGAUGCUUCUGUCUUCACGGGGGGCUGGGACAACUCCAAGAAUUCGGCGUCGGUCRGCGACAAACGAAGCAACAAUCGAGACUUUGGCGUUUUGAUAUUUCUCUCGAUCCAGGACCGCGUGUGCUUCAUUUCCACCGGCAACGCCAUUUCKAAYGUGCUGCCGUGGUGGCGCCUCGAGCACAUCGUGGCGAGCAUGAAACCCGAUCUGAGACACCGGGACUACGGAAACGCCAUCCUGACCGCGAUCGACGACCUCUCMGAAAUGCUCGAGGCCGGCCCGCCGACGGUCCGGGACCGGAUGCACGAUUUCAUGGCGCGCUUUGGAGUGGUCAUUGCCUUUGCCCUCUUCACCUUUGUCUUUGGGGCGUGGGGGGAAUGCCGGGACCGGCAGAAACGCUUUCAGUACGCCGAGCUGCGGAGCCAGCUGAACGAGGUGGAGCGCGAAAAGGCAAGGCUGAGGCAGAAGCAGUUUCAGACCACCUCGUGCCCGAUUUGCCUGGAGCCGUUCGCGCGCGGGGGAGAGGACGACGAGACCACCGUGGGCACCGACGAGGAUACCCUGGGCGACCAGACCAAGGACGCGAGCCGGUCGGAACGAAAGGGGAUGUCGCGGGUGGACAGCUACGGAAUUCCGCUCAACGGAGCCGAUCGGAAGAAAAUAAAGUUUCUCCGGUGCGGCCACAUAUUCUGUGAAUCCUGCUGGAAGAGCUGGAUUCGCUCCGGGCACGGGAAUCCCUGCAUCUGUCCGGUCUGCCGCCAGGACGUGGGCAGGUCUUCCUCCAAGAGCAAGCGGCGAAAGGAGCAGCGGCGUGCCGCCAGGAGAGCCCGGGUCGACAUUGCUACUGCCCUGGCGAUGGAGGAGGAAGGGACCCCGCUGCUGGCCAGCGACCGACACGAUUCCCUCGGAGAGGGUGGAUUCGGAACCCGCUCGCAGCCGCCGUCGUACGGGGCGCUGACCACRUCCUCUCUGRAUUCCCCAUCGGCCCCCGCGGUGGCGUCCCCCGUCGCUCCCGGGCCCUCUUCGUUCGGGGCUGCCCGGGGACGCGCCGGGCACGACGAGAACAGCGCGUUGCUGGUCCGGGGUGCCACCCUGUGGGCGUCGGCCUUUGGACCCGGGCCCAGCAUCGCCACCAUGAACAGAGACCGGAGCGGCGGGAGCAGCAGCAGCAGCACCGCCACCUACCCAGACGCCCUUCACCACGAACGACGCGAGGACCGAAGGCGAAGAAAYCUUACCUUUCGGUAAGCAGAGGAAAGAAACAAAAAGGCAAGCAAGCAGCGAGUCKAAYGGAAACRAGAGGAAACGAACGCAUCGGCAUCUCGGGCACGACGGCUACGGUGAUUGCAAGGAGAGKAGAAUAGCGAUGGCGGACAUUGGUGGUUCCCAACCAUAUUUACGUUCCCAAAUUGUUGUAUGUUGAUUACAGUGUAGAAGCAAGCAAACAUAGAUUACCAAGUGUAUAGAUAUCAAUAUAUUUUUCUAYCGAAACCACCGAACAAARUCGCUGAGAUACUGGGAGGGUAUCGUUUGUUGUUGUUUUCAAAAUCCAAUUUCGUUCCUAUCGCAAAGGUAAUUCCAGGUUUUCCCGGCACCGAUGCCGUACAAGUACCGUAGGUACCGUACUGUACAUUACAGGGGAACUCGGGACUACUUUAGUUUUGCUAUCUGUAUGUAUGAACAUACGAGUACAUAAUUGACGAAGUAUGUAYGUACGAGUAUCUCGUACGCUUUAGAGUACCGGAACGAUCUGAUACGGUGCACAACACACGAAUCAUCGUCAUUCAAAAACAAAAAAGAAUCGGAGAGCAAGAUUUUGGUGGGAGAGACAUCAGUUGUUCUGACAGCGCUCUUUUCGAAAGAAGAUCUCGGGAGAUUUUCAACGCACCCAUGUACAGAGAGUGGUAUCGGCACGUGCUAAAACCGUAAGAACUUGUACCGUAUUGUACGACAAGAAGACAGCAAUCGUCAUUGUAUCACAACAACACGAAAAAAAGAACAUUAGAACAAACAACAACAACAACAACAACAACAACAACAACAACAACAACAACAACAACAACGUCGCCGCAACAAUGAAAGCCUUCCUUGCAUUCUCCCUCCUAGCAUCUGUAUCGGCCGUACACUACGAGAGCCCACCCUGCGGUUCCGACGAAAAAGCCAUCCAGGUGAUGGGGAUUGACGGAGUUUUCUGCUCCCCCGAGUGCACCCCGGAGUGUCCCACGGAUGUCCCCGAAGGCGUCACCGCGGUGAGUAGUACCGGGGCGCAUCGUGCCGGGACGCAAAACAGCGCACGACCGUGGCUGAUUGCCCGCAACUGUUGGGUCUUGCUGCUGCUGCUGCUGCUGUCGCCCGGAAUAUGGCAACACACGACACAUUCCAACCCGACUCGGCUCGGCUCGGCUCCCGUUCUCUCUCUCUCACUCACCGUGCCUGUUCUCUCUGCCGUUUCGCUUGCUCUUGUUUCCCGCUUCCUGGCAUUCGAUGCUUUCCGAUGCGAUCCGAUUGAAUUCAAUUCGGAACAACACCAACCAGGCCCCCACGUGUGCCCUGCAAGCCCCGACGGGGGAUAAGUACUGCGCAAUUCUUUGCAAACCAGGCGGUCUGGGGGGCGGCGAUUGCGGCCCCUCGAUGAACUGCGCUCCGGUUCCCGGUGCCGAUGGCUUUGGCCUCUGCGUGUACCCGGUUGCGGACGAUCGAUCGCCGGGCGUCUUUCUUCGRUCGGCGGAAAACAAGAGAAUGGUCGCCGCSGCCUUUUCUCCCCUCGCCGAUACGGCGGCGUCCUCUGCCUAGACRUCGCUCGYUCGGCAGCGGCUCGCUGCGACACAAUGCUGUAGAACGGAUAUUGAUCGGACGAGCCGGUYACCCGGGCGCAGAAGCCRUGAGUGACGAAUAUCAAGCCGUGGUAUCAAUGCAGAAUGGGCCUCGAAAUCAAUGGGUUUUAUAGUA